AUGUCUUACAGUACAGUAUCAUACUCCUUUAUAGACAACAUGACCUACCAGUACAAGUGGGUACCGCUCAUUAUUCUAGGUUACUUAUUAUACGCGUGGACAUUUGUAUGCCCGCCCAGUAAACCGCUGUCAUUGGACUUUUUGAACACAUUAUCACCUAUCAAUUACCAUUUCUGUAAAGUCAGUGAUUAUUAUGUGCGUCCAACUGUGCAACCAAUUUACGAUGAGCACGUGAGACUGAAACUAGAGGAGUUCGAUCGCAAGUAUGCUAUGAGCACCACGUGGAAUAACAAACUUGUCAAACCAAUUUCAGAGUCCCAUUAUGUCAAUACAGUAUCUGUUCAGAUUACACAAUAUGCGCAAGUAUUGGUUGAUUGGGUCGAAGAGCAGAUUGAGCCUAGAAUGAAGAGAUUUGGUACUCAAUUGAUACUUAAAGCAAGAAUAUGGAUUAAUGUAUUGGCUGUGCAAGUAAAUGACAUUACAAGUCCAUUUCUUGGAUAUACUAUACAAGGAUUACAAAGGCUUAAAAGUUUACCAUUAUUAGAAGUUGUAUGUGGGCGUGCGGCUGAAGUGUAUUCCAAAUUAAUGCAAUCACAGCAUGCUGUUAAAUUGCAAGAGAAAAGCUCAUUUCUUCAGGCUGAGUUAAAGAAUUUAGUUAAAUUCGAUGAGUUUGGUCCAAUGGAGUUUAAGUCUAGUGUCAUGAGUGUGGUAAAUGAUUUGUUGGGAAAGGGUAAACUUUGCCAAGAACAAGAAAGUGGGGAGGAUUCGCAAGGUGAUUUGGAAGUAGAUUACGAAGUAGAUGAAACAGAAACCAUUUUGAUUGUAUCCACAAUUUCAGUGACUGUAGAAGAAAAUGGUAUUAGCACUGAAGACGUUGAUUUACUGUUGAGGGCCGUUAUUGAUGAAAUUGAGUAUUGGGAGCGCAAGGUUGAUAGAACUUUGGAAAUUGCACGGAAAAAUUUGGUUGAUGAAGUGACACCUCGAGUUGCAAAAAUAGUGGAUGAUGUGAAGGUAGAGAUCAGCGAGCAAUUCCAGAUUUUACAACGUGAUAACCAUUUGCAAUACAAAGCAAUGAAUUUGAAGAUUGGUGAGAUAAACAAAGACACCGAGAAGAUUAGGGCUUUGAAUGAUACUAGUAUAGAGACCAUAACUCGUCAAGAGAUUAGAGAUGAUAUUGCAGAAAGUUACAAAUCAGCUGACAUUUGCUCCAAGCAAGUGCAGAAGUUAUUAACUGAUAAUCAUGAAUUAGUUGUCAAUCUUUACUUUCAGUCGGUUCAAGAUACCAUUGAUAUUUUGGAGACAUUUAGUGAGUCUACUAUUAACGAGUUUUCCAAAAAGCUUAGUGAAUUGACUGCGAACCUUGAAGUUGACGAUGAGUCCAUCAACUGGAAUGUAUGGAAGAGGUUCCACCAGAUCAAAGAGAGGAUAUUCAAUUUUCGAGAUGAAAUUUUUGAUGGUGCACAUGCAUACAAAAAGGAUAACAAAAAGAACUCUCAAGUAGUUAUUGGAUUGGGAUUGGAUGCUUGGGUUGAGUAUUUGAAACACAUUGAGUUUCAUUUAAACUAUUUGAUCAGAGAUAAUGCUGACUAUUUGAGACUUGUGAGGGCCAAGGCAAACUUGGCAUUCCAAGCCAGAGAAGAGUUGGUACAUAAUAUGACUCAAUUGAAGUUGGAGAAGGAGGAGAUGGAGAAAAAAGAAGCUGAAGCUAGAGAAGCUGAAGCUAGGGAAGCUGAAGCAAGAGAAGCUGAAGCAAGGGAAGCUGAAGCUAGAGAAGCUGAAGCUAGAGAAUCUGAAUCUAGGGAAGCUGAAGCUAGGGAAGCUGAAGCAAGAGAAGCUGAAGCAAGAGAAGCUGAAGCUAGAGAAGCUGAAGCUAGAGAAGCUGAAAUCAAAGAAGCUGAAGCAAGGGAAGCUGAAGCUAGGGAAGCUGAAGCAAGAGAAGCUGAAAUCAAAGAAGCUGAAGCUAGAGAAGCUGAAGCAAGAGAAGCUGAAGCUAUAAAAGUUGAAGUGCAAGAGAUGAUGAGGGAAAUCAAUGAUCACACGAAUGAAAACUUAAUUGAAGUUGGACUUAGUUCCGCAGAAUAUGAAAUUAUAUCGAGUACAAUGGAGUCUCAAAUUUCAAUGCAAAAUACAGAGAUUGAUGAGUCACCACUGUUGCAAAGUGAGUCUUUUUCCACUGCAAUUGAAAAUAACAAAGUGGAAGAAGGGAACUUUCUGAUACUCAACUAG
This is a messenger RNA of Lodderomyces elongisporus, 2226 nucleotides long. RefSeq lists its product as uncharacterized. The record is from RefSeq and is a predicted model, not a curated record. Bases 1 to 2226 code for a protein of 741 amino acids. The transcript has 2 exons. Lineage: Eukaryota; Fungi; Ascomycota; Pichiomycetes; Serinales; Debaryomycetaceae.